AUGGAAUUACCCGUAGAUAAUCACGUGCCAAACCAACCGAAACUUGCAUCCCCGCAUCAAAUUACAUCCAUACGCGUUCCCCACCACCAUGCCUCCACCGCGCCUCCUCCUCCCCCGCCGACCACCGUUAACUCUUCUAUGCCGUCGGUUCCUCCCACAUCCGCGCUUCUACUCAUCAAAUAACACUGUCACCGGCGAAUUCCAAAAGUCCCAGAAACGCUCGCUGAAAGACGUCCACCACGGUCACAAGGAGAAACGGCAGGAUGCUAACAUUGCUUUCACUGAAUCUCCCUGGGAGGUGAUUUGCGGCCUCGAGGUGCAUGCACAGUUGAACACGGAGCGGAAACUGUUUUCCGAUGCGACCAUGUCCACCACCGCCCCGCCGAAUACUCACAUCUCCGUCAUCGACGCGUCACUUCCCGGAACGCAGCCAACGUUAAAUCCAAAGAUUCUUCUGCCAGCACUACGGGCAGCAGUUGCGUUGUCCUGCAAACCCGAGCAGAUCUCGCGGUUCGAUCGGAAACACUACUUCUAUUGGGACCAGCCGGCGGGCUACCAGAUCACACAGUUCUAUCAGCCUCUAGCAAAGAACGGUACGCUGCGGUUGACAAAGGAUGCGGACGGGAUGGAUCUGGAGGUCAAGAUCCGACAGGUGCAGAUCGAGCAGGACACGGGAAAGACAAUUGCCGCGCCGCCGAACUCGCUGGUGGAUCUCAACCGUGUUGGUGCGCCGCUGGUCGAGAUCAUCACUGAUCCGUUCCCGUUGGCGGAGGCUGCUACUGCGGGCAAGGUACUCGCUAAGAUCCAGGGCUUGUUGAAGGCGGUGGAUGCGUGUGUGCUGGGCAUGGAGUGGGGUGGGUUGCGCGCGGAUGUCAACGUUUCCGUUCGGCGGCGUGGAGAGACAGAGCUCGGCCGGCGCUGCGAGAUCAAGAAUCUUUCGUCGUUCAAAGCGGUGACCGAGGCGAUCCUUUCUGAGUCGCAACGCCAGAUCGCGAUUCUGUCUGCAGGUGGGACGAUAGGUGGUGAGACCCGCGGGUGGGACGCGGAACAUUUCACCACCAGACGACUCAGAGGGAAAGAGGGAGAGGUGGACUACAGAUACAUGCCCGACCCCGACCUUCCGCCCGUCGUUCUCACCAGAAGACUGAUCGAUAAAGUCAAGGGCAACAUGCCGCCACUUCCCGACCAAAUCGUCGAGGAACUCACCUCGAAAUACGGCCUCACGGCAAAAGACGCGCGCACCAUCCUCCUCUGGGACGACGGCCGUAGCGGCGAUGUGGUCGCCUAUUACAAGUCUGUCGUAUCCCUCGUCACACCGAACGACAAGACGACCGGCAAAAUCGUCGGAAACUGGAUGAUCCAUGAGCUUGGGGGGCUGCUCACCAUACACGAGAUUUCCUGGGCCGAGAACAAAAUCACCGCGCAUGGUUUGGCAGAGCUGAUCUCGCUGUUGGUAGGAGGGAAGAUUACGGGGGCUACGGCGAAGGCCCUACUGCCGCGACUCCUCACCGACAGAAAAGCAUCCGCCGCGAAGAUCGUCCAGGAGGAGAAUCUGGCAAUCACGGAAAUAAGCGACGAUGAACUUUCGGUGUUGAUCAAGGGCGUGCUGGAUACCGAUGAGGGGAAGAACGUGUUGCAGCAGCUGGAGGCGAACUUGGAGAAUGAGAAGAAGCGGAAGGGGCUGCGCGGGUUCGUCGUGGGAAAGGUUAUGCGCUCGAUGGGUGGAAAGGUCAAGGCCGAUCGAGUGGACGGAUUGCUUUCUACCAUGUUAUCACAGUCCCAGUCCCAGUCCCAGUCAGAGUCACAAUAGAUAUGUUGCAUUACCUGUCGUUAAUGGUGAAUUGGCUUAUCACGAAAUACGAUAUUAUACGCAUUCAUUCACUCAUAGCCGCCUCCAAAUCCAACAACACUACGCAAGUAAAGGCUUUUUUAUAACGGAGGUUUUCUCGCAGAUUCCAAUCUUUUUUUCCCCUUUUGAUUUGUGGCGAAGUGGUGGCGCCUUUUGAAGAGACUUUGUUGCGCAAGGGUGAUACCCUGACCGGCGAGCGGAUGUCGAUGUAUG
Messenger RNA from Tricharina praecox, 2062 nucleotides. RefSeq names its product GatB/GatE catalytic domain-containing protein. The transcript has 2 exons. Gene Ontology annotation, biological process: glutaminyl-tRNAGln biosynthesis via transamidation; mitochondrial translation. Gene Ontology annotation, molecular function: glutaminyl-tRNA synthase (glutamine-hydrolyzing) activity. The coding region runs from base 89 to 1810 and encodes 573 amino acids. Lineage: Eukaryota; Fungi; Ascomycota; Pezizomycetes; Pezizales; Pyronemataceae. The record is from RefSeq and is a predicted model, not a curated record.